Eutrema salsugineum is the source of this 1194-nucleotide messenger RNA. Its product is annotated as putative F-box/LRR-repeat protein At3g58920. Gene Ontology annotation, molecular function: protein binding. The coding region runs from base 1 to 1194 and encodes 397 amino acids. The transcript has 3 exons. The record is from RefSeq and is a predicted model, not a curated record. Lineage: Eukaryota; Viridiplantae; Streptophyta; Magnoliopsida; Brassicales; Brassicaceae.
AUGACUGGUGAUGAGGAUAGGAUCAGCAAUCUACCUGAUGAUAUUGUUUGCCACAUCUUGUCCUUCCUCUCCACAGUGGAAGCAGCUUUAACUUCUGUUCUCUCAAAGAGAUGGCGGAAUCUGUUUGCCUUCACACCGAAUCUUAGUUUCGAUCACUUGGAGCAUCGGAAUCCCAAUAGUAACUAUAAGGUUUUCAGAAAAUUUGUGGAUAGAGUAUUGGCUGUUUCAGGCAAUACCCCCGUAAAGAAAUUCACUUUGUUUCAUCGACACAAAUCUGAUGCGUAUCGUGUCAACCGUUGGAUAUGCGAUGCACUGAAUCGUGGUGUCUCGGAUCUUGAUCUUUAUCUAGCUCUUGAAUAUAGUCAUUCGUUUCCUUUAGAGGUGUUCUCUUGCAAGACAAUUGUUAAGCUGAAACUAGGAACCCUCUUUGGUAUCGCUAUGGUUCCUGAGAACGCUUCUCUUCCGGCUCUUAAGACUCUGGUUCUUGGUACUAUUGCGUUCUAUGGUUGCGCUUUUGAAACUCUUCUUUCUGCUUGCCCUGUGCUUAAGGAGUUAACAGUAAUUGGUAACCCUUGGGAUCGGAAACAUUGGGAACAGUGUCGCACCGUUUCUUGUCCGACCCUUGAGAGACUUAUCCUUAAGUGUAAAGAUUCUAAUGCUCCUAGGACCAUUACUUUUGAUACCCCCAAACUUGUCUAUAUGGACUACUCUGAUUAUGUUGCGUAUGAGUAUCCAACUCUUAUUCUCAACUCUCUUGUUGAAGCUAAGCUUUCUCUUUAUAUGGGAAUAUAUACUAGCACAAGCGCUCCAACCAAACUGAUUAAUGGGUUAAGAAAUGUUGAGAUCCUCAACUUAUCUUUUGAAACCUCAGAGACUCUUGUCAUCAAGGGUCCCUUGCACCAGCACUAUUAUGAUGAUAAAUAUGAACAAGUAUCUAAAAGUGUUUGCGAAUGCUUGUCUGGGUAUUCUUUUCUAACGUCGUGUCCAGUGAAAAUCCUAGAGAUAACCGAGUACCGUGGAAGUAAAAGCGACUUGGAGCAAAUGAGACAUUUUAUGGAGAAAUUGCCAUGUCUUGAGCUGGUCAAAGUUCGUGUUGCUGCAAAACCAAAGUUUCCAUUCGCCACUGAAGAUCUCCAAAUGCUUCUCAGAGCUUGCAAGAUGCAGCUCAAUUUUCUUCCUCAUCAGACUAACUAA